Messenger RNA from Diaporthe citri, 1683 nucleotides. RefSeq lists its product as uncharacterized. Bases 1 to 1683 code for a protein of 560 amino acids. The record is from RefSeq and is a predicted model, not a curated record. NCBI's taxonomy places the organism in Eukaryota, Fungi, Ascomycota, Sordariomycetes, Diaporthales, Diaporthaceae. The transcript is spliced from 3 exons.
AUGAUGGGCAACACCUACGUCGACGAUAUCCAAAAUGCAGUACUUCUAUUCAGCAACCCCGUCUGGUCUGGCGCCGAUAGCAUACCAUCGACGAUCAUCAGGAACAUCACUGCGCUCUCCGUGAGUCGUUCCCAGCCCGACGCAGCGUCUGCCGGCCCCGAAGACGUCCUUGCCCGUCGCUCCCGACCUCUCAUUAAUGUCUUACAGAGCGACAUAGCCUAUUCUGCCGAGAUCAACGACAACGUUACCAUUCUGUCUUCCAGAUACGCCCAGACGAACAAUGGCGUCAUUCAAGGCUUGCUCUAUGUGCCUGACCUCGAGGCCCGCGACCCAUGCACGGCACUCGAGUCUGCAUAUGUGCCCAGCACGGCUGUGCGACAAGCGCACCUGCCACCUUCCGAUUACAACCUGAUUGCCCUGGUGCCCUGGUACAAUGCGACCUGUACGAGGUCAUAUCUUGCCUCUGCGGGCCUGGACCCCAUCCGCGCCCUGAUUACCUACAUGCCCGACAAUAGCAUUGAGCGGCCCCCGCCUGUCGAGGACGAGAUUUGGAACCUCCAGGACCGCGACGCCUGGAAGACCACCAGCAAAUUCCCCAUCUACGCUGUCUCGGGAGCCGUCGGCUCCUCCAUGAUGACCCAGCUGAGUCUCUAUUCUGGCAAUGUGACUUCCGUACCCUACGGAGAGAACAUCUCUGCCUUGUACAACCCCGAUGCCGACGACUAUGUCCGUAUAUGGUCCCAGAUUCAUGUGGCAACUACGGACUCGCUGCCGACAAUCUGGAUCUUUAUACUCAUCUGUGUGGCGGCACUUUUCUUCAUUGUGGCCGGCAUCUCUUGUCUCAUGCAUUACGUACAACACAGGCGCCGGGCUUCGCUCCAACGGCGUGUGAUGAGCGGCGAGGUGAAUCUGGAGGCGAUGAACAUCAAACAUGUGACGGUGCCUCUGGAGCAUGUCGAAAAGUUUCCACUUUUCACAUACAAUUAUGAGCCGAAUCCGAAUAGCCUGCCACCCUCGCCAACAACGCCGCGGGCACCGGCACGAGCCCAUGUGCGAAAUAACAGCUUGGGAAUCGAUGAAACCAUCACGAACACCCCUGCACCGGCAUAUUCAGAGAAAGCUCUUCCCAGCCCCACAGCGAAAUCUACCGUCACCGGCAUGACUGCCGCCAGCACUGCAACUGACUACCAGCCUGCCUGCUCGAUAUGUUCUGAGGACUACGAGAAUAGGGUAACCAUCAUCCGCGAACUUCCCUGUGGCCACAUCUUCCACCCGGAAUGCAUCGACGAAUUCCUCAGCAGCCACAGCUCCUUGUGCCCGCAGUGCAAGGCCUCUAUGCUACCGAAAGGGUUUUGUCCCAAGGUCACCAACUCGAUGGUACGACGCGAGAGGGCCAUUCGGAAAUUGCGCGGCCGCGUCAUCGUGGACGACUCGGACGUGGAAAGCGGCCGUGCUCUACCAGGCACCUGGAAAUCGAGCGUUAAGAGGAAGCUAUUUCGUCCCAGCAACAACGCAGCCAACCUCGUGCAGCGAGUGCCAACUCGUCAAGCCGAAGGCCCAAGACCCGAAAUUCGCCUGCGAAUGCGUGACUUGGCUGGUGAAGAGUUUCAUGACGCUCGCAGUCUAGACGGACAGCCCAAAUGGAAGAGGGCCACGCGAACGUUGUUCCCUGGAUUUUUCUAA